AUUGUCUGCUGGAGUGCUGGCGGCAAUCCCAUCGUCAUCGUGGUCUCUUGAGUCUUGACUGGAGACGUAUGUUAAACCGGACGUGAAUGUCUUUUAUUGGCCCUGUAACAAUUUAUUCAGGUUUCAAGUUUCAACAGAGAAAUAAACAGCGUAAUGGCGACGGUAAAUAUUGGGACGGUCGAUGAAGAAUUUUUGACAUGUUGUGUCUGUAUGAACGAAUACGACGAACUCCUCAAAAUACCGAAAUGUCUCCCUUGUUUGCACACCAUUUGCCUUACGUGCUUGGAGGAAAUACUUCAUCAAGAUCAAUAUCCAAUGUUUAUUCUUAAAUGCCCCUUCUGUCGAAAUGUUUCUCAACAUAAUGGUUUAACUGAGGAUUUAAACAGAGCAGAUUUAAUAAGGAGGUUGCUGCCUAACAAUAUUUACACUCUUCAAAUAAUUAAACUAAACCAACAAAUUGCUUCAUCCACUAAACUAGAAAAAAGUUGGUGCUUCAGUUGUGGAUCAGAAACAAUUGAUAGCUGCAGUAGCCUAAAUCAUCAUACUGGUGAUCUAACUGUUGGCACAAUCAGGAAUUUGGAAAAUUUUGCUAAAGCCAAAAAAGAAGCAGGAAUAAAGAAAGAAAUAGAAAACCUUACAACAGCUAUAGCCAAAGAAAAACAUGCUAGCAAGAAUUUGGAGUUUCUGACUGUAUCGGUGGAGGCUGCUCAGGAAGAAAUUAAACAACUUCAACUGUACCUCAGCUCCAAGUUUAAUGUCAAGGAUUUUUCGACCUUUUCAUUCCAUCCACACACCGUGAUAACUGUAACUAGGUCUGAUGUUGUGCAACGAAUAAAGGACCAAAAUAUUACGCCAGAACAAGAUAAGGUUAUGCUUGUUGGUGAGAACAACAGCUCUUAUGCCGAAUGCGGAGUGGCGAAUACAAAUGUUAUGCAAUCAAACUCUGAAAGCAACAAGAUUGUUGGUGGAGAGGAAACUGCGCCAAACGAAUUCCCUUGGCAAGCGUUGAUCGUAGUCGAGAUAGCUAACAACGAUGAUAAAAUGUGUGGCGGAAGUUUGAUAAACGAUCAUUGGAUUCUCACGGCCGCCCACUGCCUUUUACUCACAUCAGGACAACAGAUGGAGCGAAUCAGCGUCUAUUUAGGAGUCCACAAUUAUGCAGCGACUGAUGAAAUCAAUCGGAAAAUGUACGUUGCGAAUAAUUACGUCGUUCACCCUGACUGGAACGUGAACAAUUUCUCCAACGACAUUGCCCUAAUUAAACUCUCAACUACCGUUACUUUCUCGCAAUACAUCCGUCCAAUCUGCCUUGCAAGUUCGACUGAACCGGAUUACAUCAACGAACCUGCCACCGUCGCCGGAUGGGGUUUCACUUCGGAUGGUUUCGGUGCUAGCCUUAGUCCUGUGCUCCGCAAAGUGACAGUUCCAGUCAUCUCCAAUAGCGUCUGUAGUGAUACCUAUCCCGGCAUGAUUACAGAGAAAAUCAUCUGUACCAGUGGAGCCAAUCGCAGUGGGCCUUGUAAAAGUGACAGUGGAGGGCCAUUAAUUUUCAAAGAAUCCAAUGGCAAAUGGAAGCAAAUUGGAAUCGUUUCAUUCGGCUCAAGCCUAGGCUGUCAGAAGAAUUUUCCUAGUGGCUACACCAGGAUCAGCUCCUAUUCAUCGUGGAUCCAGGGCGUCAUUGUACCCACGGCCCCUACAAAUUCACCUCCAACCGUCACUUCAACUCCCGUUCCCACAACCAGCCCGUAUUCGUCUGGUCCCCACACAUAACGAAAUUAAAACGUUACUUUCCUGUGAUUGCACUGACCCAGUCUACUCAAGUCUAUACAAAUAAUUGUACGGACGUUAAGCGAUC
Molecule: messenger RNA, 1855 nt
Organism: Daphnia pulicaria
Lineage: Eukaryota; Metazoa; Arthropoda; Branchiopoda; Diplostraca; Daphniidae
Product: transmembrane protease serine 11B-like
Exons: 11
Coding region: 154-1770 (538 amino acids)
Biological process (GO): proteolysis
Molecular function (GO): serine-type endopeptidase activity
Source: RefSeq, a predicted model, not a curated record